AUGGCCACACCGUUUGUGUCCUGCGUCGCCGCGGAGGAUCGGUAUUGGGACCUCCUCUCUGAGUUCCUGAUCGAGAACGAGGAUUUUGUGCCAUGCCCAGAGUCUGGUGGAGAGCGCAUGAGCGAGGGGAAGUUUGUCGAGGACUUGUUGACAAAGGAGAAGUACUGCGACAUCAGCCUCCCGCGCAUCGCCGCUGCGCAGCGCAGGCCCCCGGGUUGGCUUUGCCUCCGAGCUUGUCGCAGCAGCACGCCGCAGGGGGGCCUGCUCGCCACGCGGCGCAGCCUGGCGCAGUCGGUGAAGGCCCUGGAGCUCUCCCGCGACGUGGACCGCCAGCGGCGUGGGGGCGGGGACGCCGACCUGCUGGGCGCCCGCGACGCCCUGCCCCCGGCGACUGCCGUGCCAGGAGGAGCACUGCGUGCGCCCAGCCUGCUCACCGUGCCGGCGCUGGGGCAGCCCGCGGCGCAGCCGUGCGAGGCCUCCCAGGGCGCCCUCGUCCAGCCCCUGCUGCUCGCGCCGCCCAGGGGGCCGGCGGCGUGCUUCGCGGCGCCAGCGCUGACGGCAGGGGCCAGCCAUGCCCUGGGCUCGGCGGGCGGCCCCCUGGCCGCGUGCUCGCUGCAGCAGGCUCCCUGCCGCCCGGGCGCUCUGGCCCGCGAGUGCGGCCCCGCCGCAGCGGGCGGUCCCGUGCGCCUGGCGCAGCCCUGCGGCGCCUGCUUCCCGCAGCGGGCCCCAGAUCCCUCGGGCGCGCCCGGCGGCUCCGCCUCGGCACUCGCCGCCGCGGCCCUCGCUGCGGGCGCCCCGCUCACCGGUCUGCAGCUGCCCCGGCCGUGCACGGCGCCCGUGGGCGCGGCGCUCCCGACGCCAACCGCCUCCGCCGCCUCGAGCCCGCAGCGGACGCUGCGCACGGCGAGGGCGGCCGCGCCGCCCGCCAGCGCGGCGAACACCACGCCGCCUGCCCCCGCCAGGCCGCAGCCGCCGCCGUGGCCGCCAGAGCUCCCGGCCGCCCCCGCGGCCGCUGCGCUGGCGGUGCCCGGGCCAGAGCCCUGGGGUGGGCCCCAGCCCCAGGGCGCGGCGGCAGGGCCGCCGAUGCAGAGGUCUGCGAGCUCGGGCCAGCUCGGCCUCCCCCUCCAGCGCCGCGCCAGCGUGCCCGCGCUGGGCCUCCCCGAGCGCAGGGCCACCUCGGUGGCCCGGGCGGCCCUGCGCCAGCAGAGCGCCGAGCCUCAGCGCGCCGGCGCCCGCGGCGUGCCCGUGCGGGUGGAGGUCCUGCCGCGGAGCCCCGCGCCGCCGCCGAGCCGGCGCCUGCCGUGCGAGAGCCGGGGCGCCGCGGGCGGCGAGCGACCCGCCGCCUGCGGUGCGCAGGCCCAGGGCCUCGCCGCGGCGGCGGCCUCGGCGCCCUCCCCGGCGAGGGCCGCGGUCUGCGCACCGGCGGUGGGCCUCCACCUGGCCUCCUUCGUGGCGACGCCCACCAGGCAGGGCGCGGGCCGGACCCUGAGGGCCAGCUGGGCCCCGCAGCCCCGGGAGCCAGUGGCGCCCCCGCGGCGGCAGGAGUCGCAGGAGCGCGCGAAGAAGGCCCCCGAGCUGCCCGGCUCCUGGGCCGCCCCGCGGUCGCGCGCCGAGGGCGCGGAGUGCCGCGCGCCCUCCCCGACGCUGCCCAGCACCGCCGGCUCGGGGCCGUGCAGCGCGCCCUCGACGCUGCCCAGCACCGCCUGCUGGGAGCCGCCGGCCGCACCGGCGGCGGGCACUGGCACCCUGCCCGCCGCCGGGGACCCGCAGGACCACCUGCGGGAGGAGCUGCGGGCCCGGGGCGAGCGGCUGCAGGAGCUCUUCUGGCAGGAGCUGGACCGCGCACGGGCGAGGCUGCGGGACGCAGGCUUCGGCAGCCCCCGCCGCGGCAGCCCGGAGCGCGCGCUGCCGCACCGGGGGGCGCGCCGAGCUGGCGCGGGGGCGCCGGAGGGUGGCGCCCCGCCUGCCUCUGCUCCCGGGAUCGCCCCAGCGCCGCCGGCAUGCCGAGAGCGCUGA
Prorocentrum cordatum is the source of this 2016-nucleotide messenger RNA. Lineage: Eukaryota; Dinophyceae; Prorocentrales; Prorocentraceae. The record is from the annotation of a GenBank genome assembly.